UAAAAGGUAGGGAUGAGUUCUUGGGUGUGCAAGGGUGAAGCUAGAGCAGUGAACUAGUGACAGUGCAGCAAUUAGGCUGUCUUCAACACUCACUCCUUUUGAUAAAAAAGCCCAACUCAGCCCGCACAGUUCCAUCCUGUAAUGUGCAGCCGACCUGGGAUGAUCCCCAGCUGUACGUAAGGGUCCUUCUGCCUGAGUGGCCCACAAGCAUAGGGCUCUCAGAGAAUGGAGCAAGAGGCACAACAGCCUUCUAGUUAACUGCGGAAUAAAAAGUGUAAGAUGACACAAUCCUUUGUUAGAGGAAAAACCUCCACAUUUAAACAAAUGCAGGUUUUGACUUGGUAACACUAAGCCAUGGUGCUUAAACUCACGAAAUACUGUUGACAGAAGCACUCUGGGGAAGGGGAGCUAUUUGGCAUGCUCCGUACUGCUGUGCUGCACAGAGCGCAAAGGAGCUAUGUCAUAUAAUAAUUGGUCCUGACCACACCUAGUGCAUUAGUCCUCGUGUGGGCUGCAAACACAACCUCAUUACUCCUGGCUCCCGGAUGAGCCGAUCAGAAGGGGAUCAAACUACAGCACAAACCACUGAGAAGCCAGAAAUUCAAAGGACAGCUGCGGAACAAAACAAGAGAGAAACAGGAACUUUACGAAGUAGAGCCCAUCAUCCACCUGGAUCGAGGAGGAGCACAGCAGCAGCCAGCCCCAGAGACUCUACCUGCCACAGUGCCAGGGAGAACCAUGCCAGACUCCUUUGCCGUCCACUUCCUCAAGGUGCUGAAGGAGCUGCUGGCCUUCGUGCUCUUCAGUUACACCGUGCUGGUCGGGGCGCUGCUGCUCGCCGGCUGGACGACAUACUUCUUGGUGCUUAAAUGAGAGCUCCUCUUACGCUCCUGCAGCCACGGGCUGGCCAGAGGCAACAGGCUCCACCAUGCAGCUCAUCCUGUGCAUCUGCUCUCAUGGGGGUCCCUUCCUCCUGCGCCAACUCUGCAAGCAUUUUGUUUCGUUACUGCCUAAUCACAAUCGUAUUUUCUUAUGUAAAAACAAUAAAGA
This is a messenger RNA of Grus americana (Whooping crane), 1050 nucleotides long. RefSeq lists its product as uncharacterized. The transcript has 2 exons. The record is from RefSeq and is a predicted model, not a curated record. Lineage: Eukaryota; Metazoa; Chordata; Aves; Gruiformes; Gruidae. Bases 739 to 873 code for a protein of 44 amino acids.